Molecule: messenger RNA, 1383 nt
Organism: Haliotis rubra (blacklip abalone)
Lineage: Eukaryota; Metazoa; Mollusca; Gastropoda; Lepetellida; Haliotidae
Product: iduronate 2-sulfatase-like
Exons: 1
Coding region: 1-1383 (460 amino acids)
Molecular function (GO): iduronate-2-sulfatase activity
Source: RefSeq, a predicted model, not a curated record
AUGCACACACCAAACAUUGAUGCGCUUGCUGCCAGAUCUCUCCUCCUCAAGCGAGCUUACGUCUCAGUGGCUGUAUGCAGUCCAAGCAGGACGGCCCUCCUCACCAGCAGACGCCCUGACACAAGCCACAUCUGGAGCAUUGGUCCUUACUUCCGGCAGUAUGGAGGAAAUUUCACUACAUUGCCACAGUAUUUCAAACAAAAUGGUUAUAGGACCAUCGGAAUGGGGAAAGUAUUUCAUCCAGGAUCAUCCUCCGGAGGUGACGAUCCCGUUUCGUGGACAGAUCCCUACACCCAUGCUGAUGAUGAUUACAUAAAUAACGAUCUUCUUAUGGAAGCGGUCUCAGAGGAAAGAGAAAAGGCAAACCCACUUCAGGAUCAGGUUCUGGCUGCGUCUGCCAUUCAGGCACUAAAGGAAGUGGCCCCUGCAGCUAAGUCAGAUGAGCGACCUUUCUUUCUGGCUGUAGGGUUCCGUAAACCUCAUAUUACCUGGAACUUCCCCGCCCGAUUCAUGGAUUACUAUCCACUGGAAAGGCUCAGGCUACCACCGAAUUACUAUGCUCCAGUAGGAAUGCCUGCAAUUGCAUGGCAUAAUUUCAGUAAUUUGGCCCACUUUAAAGACAUGCAAACCUACCACUUGACAAACGUGGGCAUCAUUAACUACACAUUUCCAGACACUCUUACUCUUAAGAUGCGACAAGCCUAUUACAGCUGUAUAAGCUACAUGGAUCACGAACUUGGAAGAGUCAUUGACGAGUUGGAUAACUUGGGCUUGACUAAUGAUACAAUUAUAGCCUUCUGGGGGGACCAUGGAUGGCAGUUGGGGGAACAUGCUGAAUGGGCGAAGGAGACAAACUUUGAAGAUGCCACCCAUGCUCCUAUGAUGAUCCAUGUUCCCGGAGUUACUGAUCAUGGCGUUGUCACUGAGAAACUAACGGAAUUUGUUGACCUCUACCCAACACUCGUUGAGGCUGCAGGACUACCAAAACUUCAGGUGUGUCCACCAGACUCCCAGAAUGUCAGUCUUUGCACGGAGGGUACAAGCAUGGUGCCACUUAUGACAAACCCGACACUGGAUUCGUGGAAAACUGCAGCAUUUUCUCAGUAUCCCAGGUUGGGCAACGCACUUGAAGAAGACAUUGUGAUGGGCUACAGCAUGAGGACUGACAUGUAUCGAUACACGGAAUGGAUCAACUUCAAGGGAAGGCCUAUCUAUCAACCAAUGUGGGACCAGCUGAAGGGAGUGGAACUCUAUGAUCACACCAAAGACCCACAGGAGAACUGGAACCGAGCUUUUGAUCCAUCCUACAAAGACAUCAGGGUCCAGUUGUCUAGGAAACUGAAGACGGGCUGGAGAGGAGCUCUACCUAAACGACGCUCCUGA